CCGCGCGGAAAGAGACCAUCUGAAGUCUGUGCCAGCGGCGCGCGCGGGGCUACGGUAUCUCUCCUCUUGUAUACCGCUCAACUUUCCACCCGUCAUGUGAGGAGUUUACAAAAACCAUGGAGGAAACACUAACUCGCGCAUCGCUGCUCUUCUGCACCUUUAUUUUUCUUUCCGUGACGAGUAAUUCGGCGGAGACUCAGUUCGACGUCAGGGACGCGGUGGUUUUCAGCGGGCCGAACGGGAGUUCCUUCGGGGCGUCCUUGCUGAAGUACCGAAGAGGCGGGCGGACAGACAACGGCACCUGGAUCCUGGUAGGUGCGCCGGACUCUCGUCCCCAGGCGAUCAAACAUGGCGGCUCCGGCGAGGUUUACAAGUGUCGUUUGACGUCUGAGGGGUUCUCUUUCCAGAGCUUGUCGUUUUAUGGUGGAAAGCCCACACCUUCCAGAAAGAAGAUCCGGUCAUGGAAAAAACGCUUGCUGAGACUACAGGGUUUCGGGAGUAUGUUACUGCUGGACAGGAACAACAAACCAAUGGCAUGCUCCACGUUGAAAGAGACAAAGUUGGGAUCCGGAGUGAUGAGGUCCAAGUGUUUCUCCAUCAGCCGGCACCUAACGCUGGAGGGGUACACCGGUGUUACGCCAUGUGCUGUAGACGGGACCAAUUGGAAGGUGAACAAGAAGGGGAGACUGCGGACCAAGAGCUGCCGGGGCGGUGUCAGCGUUCACGGGCUCCCUAUCCAGAGCGAGUGGAGCUUCGGACUGAAAGAGGACAGUCGACAAGAUCCCGAGGGCGUCGCGGCAGCGAAGGAAGCGCCACCUCCCCUACCUACAGACAUUCUUGCUGUUCAAGUAGGGAAGGGCCAUUUCUUCAGCAAGGAAGAGUUAGAGACUGUGGCGAGUUCCCCAACCUACGACGGAACCGGAAAGGUUCUCAUCCAUGACCGCAAAGGAAAAGUUCUCAUCGAAUUAACCGGCGACGAGCCUGGUGCAAAUUUCGGGUCGUCCGUUGCUAUCGUAGACCUGAAUGGCGAUGGGCUAUCUGAGCUGCUGGUCGGGGCGCCUCUCCAUGGAGGGAACGACGAACGAGGACAAGUCUGCGUUUACUUCAACACUGGAGAGGGGUUAGAACGACGCCCGGAAGAAUGCCUGUCUGGAUCCAGCAAAGCACGGUCACGAUUCGGAGUAGCCAUAGAAGCUAUUGGAGACAUCAACGAAGAUGGAUUUCAGGAUGUCGCUAUCGGCGCUCCGUUUGAAGACGACAAGAAAGGAGCAGUAUACAUCUACCACGGAACUAAGGACGGCCUCAACUCUACUUAUUCCCAGAGAAUAUCAUCGCAGAAUGAUUUUGAGCUGCGAGGGUUGAAGAUGUUUGGCGCCUCCAUAGCGGGUGGUGAAGACAUCAGCGGGGAUGGUACACUAGAUAUUGCCGUUGGAGCCCCUGAGAGCAGCAAGGCUGUCAUCAUAAAAGGAAAGCCUAUCAUCGAGGUUUCCGCUCAACUUGAACUUUACCCAGACAAGAUAAACGUCCGGGAAUGCCGGAUGAAGGGGAAGAUGUCUCCCUGUUUCUACGCCACGGCCUGCUUCACGUUCAACGAGAAGAGGGCACCUGCCAACAUACCCAUCACCUACACCAUCUCGGCUGACGCCAACUUGAGAGGUGGGGCGUCCGAGAGCCGACUGGAGUUCUUCGGUAAGGAGCACGACCUGAAGAGUAUCACCACGCUGUACAACAACCGCAGGACAUGCCAGAAGCAUGGCGUCUAUCUCAAGGGUGACGCCAGUGGUUUCCACCUCCCAGCAGAGUUUUCUCUGGAAUACGAGCUGACCUGGGAGAGCAGUGAGAAGUAUAAUGCUCCCAUCCUGAAAAAGAAGGAGGAAAAUAUUCGCCAAAAGGUGAAGUUUAUCGAAUACUGUACGGAUGGCACCGAUGACUGCUACAGUCUCCCUGUACAGAACCCCAAACAGACUGAAACUAACAAAGGAAAGAGUUUCCUACCCGACACAAACAUGGCCGACACCUCCAUGACACAACCACCCAAGGUGACAACCACAAUCAAGAAAAUUAUCUCUGCUACAAAGAAGCCAGAAGUUCCAGAAACCGAGGAUCAGGAGGAGCUGGAAAAGCCUCUCAUGCCGAUAAAGGAAACCGUAGACAAGGACUCCAAGAAGGAGGUUGACGCGCUGCCUGGCAGCAAGCCCAUCAUCGUAGAUGUGGACCAACACAAGAUCAGACUGUCACUUAAAGAAGGUGCGACCACGACCUUCCACAUGGGUGUGCACAAGCAGGAGCAGCGGCCACUGGACUUGUUCCUGUUGUUGGACCUGUCUGCUACCAUGAAGAAAGAUCUGGCCAACAUUCAGAACCUGGUCUACCACCUCCGAACGACUAUGUCAAAGGCUGCUCCCGACGUGCGGAUUGGUGUUGGAACUAUCCGACAACUACAUGACCUGGGAGCUGCGCUUGGCAGCAGCGCCUCCGUGCGUCUGUCGACGGUACUGUCCAGGUACCGUCCGUCCGUGUCGUCCCUCAGCCCCGUGUGGGAUCCUGAAGGACACGUCCUAACUCCGCCCAACCCUGUCCGUCAUCCCGAUGACAAACACAUUAUACACUUACCGUUGGAGAGUUAUCAGAGUUCCCGCCCCUGUGCUGGCCCCAAGUGCCGCCAGCCGUUUGGGUUCCACGCCGCCCUGCCCCUCACCAACCGCUUCAACCUGCUGGAGUUCUUCCUGCGUCGCCUCACGGUGUCGGAAGGGGUCGCUAGACCCGAGGAAGGGUUCGACGGCAUGCUGCAAUCGGCUGCAUGUAUGAAAAAAGUUGGGUGGCGUCACAACUCCCUGCGCAUGCUGGUGUACGUGACCGACACGCCGGUACAGUACGUCGGAGACGCUCGCCUGGGUGACUACAUCCUGCCCAACGACGGGACCUGCCAACUGGACGCCAGGGGGGUGUUCGUCAAAAACGCGCUCCAGUCCACAGGCUAUGGUUGGAGUCCGACUCCGUAUCAAAGAGACUAUCCCUCCAUCGGACUUCUGAAGACCAAGUUCUACGACAACAGCAUCGUCCCGAUCUUCUUGGUGCCCAAGAGACAAGUAAAGGAAUACAAGAACCUCGCCAGCGCUCUUGAUGGUCAGUUGGGAGUCAUGGAGGACAGCUCAAGGAACCUGGUCAAGAUGGUCAAUUCUGCUUAUGAGCAUGCCCGAUCAGAAGUGACUCUACAGACCAUGGACAUCCCUCCAGACGUGGACGUUAAGGUGACGGCGGCCUGUAAGGGGGAUCUCCGGUAUGAAGAUAAGGACAGCUGUGCAGCUGGGGACAAGGUGAAGUUUAACGUCCACGUGACGUUGGAAGACUGCCCCGCAGAGAAUCAGGACUACUUCAAGAUCAAACCAGUCGGCAUGCACCACGAGAAGACCAUAGUCCUGGACUACACCUGCCGGCCUAAAGUUGAAAAACCCAAGACUUCCUUUGACGAUUUGGAUCUUACUGGGUUCCAAGGACAGGACGCGGAACUUGCCGUAGACAGCGACCCGUGUUCAGCCAAGUUUGACGACAUCACUGAUGUAAUCACUGGUAAGGUAGAAGAGAACGGUGACGCUGUAGUCGGAGACGUAGCCUACGCCUUCAGCGGCAGCUACCUGUGGAAGAUGGGGGCGAACGGAACAGAGGACCCCGUCAAAGUCGACGAGAUGUUCGACGGACUGACGGAGGGGAUCGACUCCGCCUUCACGUCAAGAUGGACCCGGAUGAUGUACUUCAUGAAAGGAGAUCAAAUUUGGCGGUACACCCAGCUACACACCGGAGAAAUAGAUCUAGACAACGGAUUCCCCCGUAACGUCAACACCACGGGGAUCCCGACCAACCCAGACGCCUCUCUGGCUCGUGCCUACCAAGUCUUCUUCUUCAAGGGCAACAAGUACUGGCUGUGGAACGAAUUCAGCGGUCGCACUGCCCACGGAUACCCGCAAAAAAUACAGGUGUCCUGGCCGGGCGUUCCUGACGGCAUCCAGGCAGCCUUCCAUGGCACAGACGGUAUGAUCUACUUCUUCAAGGACGACAAGUACUACAUGAUGGACCAACACCUUCUGGAGAAGGCCAAGGAGGAAUCCCGGGAGAACCCACGGCCGUGGAUGGGGUGUAAAUAGACUGUACCAUGUGCUGCAAUGAUAGGGUCCUGUAACCCCCCCACAGAACAGUGGAUCAGUCGACAAACUUUCUGAAAUACAGUACUAUAUAAUAUAGGUGGUUAGGACAUACGAACAACACCAGCUUCUGUACUAUAAGCACGUUCUCGGUUUCGAGUGCGCAUGUGCAGCGACACGUAUUGUGGGUAGCAUGUCAAAGGUGAAAACCCCUGAGACAUACGAAAUGCAAGCCUUGACAUCAUUAUGCAAAGCGAGACAAUUAUCUCUUGUACCAUAAACUGUUUACAUGUUAGGGGCCGUCACCUUUGACAUUAUACCCACAAUUCCUGUUGCUGCACAUGCGUAAUCGGAGCCUCAAGCGUGUUUAUAGAACCUUCGAAGUUUGAUACACAACUGCACACAGUAAAUAAAAGCAAAUAGCUACCUGCAAAUGUGCUUGAAAUAAUAACUACUCCCUAGAAAUUUUUUUAAGUUGCAAGAAGACAUUAGAAGGAAGGAAAGUAUGAACAUGUUGCUUGAUGGUCAAGCGAACAUCCAACAAAAACACAAUCAUGUGGUUUCGAAAUUUGAGAAAAUAUUGCAAUUGGAAGAGAUGGCAAAUGUUUGAUUUGAGUCAGAAACGUUUAACAUUGUGAGGUCCAAGCUCUUGGCUCUUGGAAAAUGUUGAUGAGAGUAACGUCAGUGAAAAUUUUCAUCGGCAACGCAAGAUGGAACAUGACUACUUGUGUAUUAUUCCUGAAAAACAUGACUGUAUUACUUAUGAAUACAUUGUGCGAUUUUUAAGGGUGUAAACGAGAAACAUGAAUAUCAACAAUGGUGCUAUUCGGAAGUUACAUCGAAUACUCUCAUAGAGUUAAAAGCUGACUAAUGUUCAACACCUUGUGUUCAAUAUACUCGCGUUGUCGCUUUGAAGUCAUAACUAGCAAACAAGUUACUACUACGAAAAUGCUAAGUAAAAGUAGCCAAACGCGUCAUGUAGCGUACAUGUUUUAAAAGGAGAGAUAGUGUUUGUGCGGUCUGUAUUGUUGUACAAUUAUUUACAUUUUUUUUUAUAUGAAUAUGCAAGAGUGUACUUCACCCUGUGUGAUGGUAUGACGAUCUUUAACACAUGUAAAUUGCUUAUAUCUUUUUAACACUAUAAAAAUAUGCUACUUUGGUGAAGAUUGUUUUGUUGGUUAGGAUACGGUACUGUAUACUAUAAAUCUAUGUUUUUUUCAUAAAAAGCACGUUUAUCAAAUAAUGUACUGCUGAUUGUAUUCAAGCUACGGUAACUUUUGCAACUGUACCAAGGGAAUGUAGAGAGAUUUGGAUUGGAAUUCUUUGAAUUAUUCUGAUUAAUAUGAGGUUGACGAAUCAAAUGGUUCUUUGCAAAGAUGCACUAUGGGUAAAACGUCAAAAGUGAAGGCCCCUAAGACAUAAACAAACACGUUUGGGUGUGUAAUGUGUGUUGUAUAAUAACUGUAUACAAGUAUGGGGCAUUGACCUUUGACUUAUUACCCACGAUGCAGCUCUCUGCGCAAGCGCAGUUGAGUCCAAGAACUGUCUUGUAGACUUGGAAACCAGCACAAGCGAAGUACAGACUUGUUUAGGUCAUCAUUUUUGGAUUGCCAGUGUGGCAAAAAAAGGACAGUUUGCAUGUAGUUGUAGAUUAUUUGUAACGCCCUUCACAAAUAUGAAAUGAUUUGAGUUUUUCUUUUUGUUUGUUUCAAAUCUACGUGUUUUAAAGGUAAUCAGAUAGCCUUGUAGGCAUCAAAAUAGGAAAAAAGGGUAUGUUUAACUAGAUAAAAAAAUACUACAUACAUCUUCUAUGUUGAAAAAAAAAGACUAUUAUUAGUAUUACUAUCACUAAUAUGUGUUACAUAUACCAGCUUAAAAUGUGUAUGGGGGUACAAGAAACGUACAAUAAGUAUGUGAACUACCUUAUUUUACACUUUGUUUUUGGAACAUAUUUUGUUAUUACCAUUAUUGGCAAGUCAAUGUUAAUAAAUCUGCUUCCCAUU
This is a messenger RNA of Branchiostoma floridae (Florida lancelet), 6142 nucleotides long. Its product is annotated as integrin alpha-6-like. Gene Ontology annotation, cellular component: integrin complex; external side of plasma membrane. The transcript has 35 exons. Gene Ontology annotation, molecular function: integrin binding. Bases 117 to 4142 code for a protein of 1341 amino acids. NCBI's taxonomy places the organism in Eukaryota, Metazoa, Chordata, Leptocardii, Amphioxiformes, Branchiostomatidae. Gene Ontology annotation, biological process: cell adhesion mediated by integrin; cell-cell adhesion; cell-matrix adhesion. The record is from RefSeq and is a predicted model, not a curated record.